Messenger RNA from Trachymyrmex cornetzi, 1567 nucleotides. It is a transcript of the gene Dh44, whose product is annotated as corticotropin-releasing diuretic hormone 44. The coding region runs from base 70 to 600 and encodes 176 amino acids. Gene Ontology annotation, cellular component: extracellular region. Gene Ontology annotation, molecular function: hormone activity. NCBI's taxonomy places the organism in Eukaryota, Metazoa, Arthropoda, Insecta, Hymenoptera, Formicidae. The transcript has 4 exons. The record is from RefSeq and is a predicted model, not a curated record.
UCAUCACGACGAUAAUGACAAGUUCAAUACCGGCUCGCACUGGAAACACUACUGGUGAAAGUGUGUAAGAUGAACGUUAGUAAUUUACGUUCUUCCUGCACGAUGAUACUGCUUGGUAUCUUGGUGUCGACGACGAUAAUCGGACUCACAAGUUCCGCUCCUCUGUCGUCGUACGAAAGAAGGGACGUGUCAGACGAGCAUCCCAAAUUUUUCCUGUUGAUCGAUCAAAGAAUACCAGAAUUGGAGGACGAGAUGCUGAAUUCGGAGAACGAUCUUGGGCCAGACGUGAUGCGCACCAAGAGAAUCGGAUCUCUGUCAAUCGUGAAUAAUUUGGACGUGCUGAGGCAGAGAGUUCUGCUGGAGCUGGCUCGCAGAAAGGCAUUACAAGAUCAACGUCAGGUUGAAGAGAAUCGUCGUUUCCUCGAGAGUGUCGGCAAGAGAUCGGUAUCGAACGCCGAUAGAAUCGUGAGAUCUAGCAUGAAAAAUAACGGACGGUCCGCAGCAUCCGACAGAAACGAAUGGACCGAAGAGAACAAUCCCUUGUUCCGCGAAUCGCAAGACGACCGAACGGUACAGGCUAAUGAGCUUCGUCUGCUGUAAUCGCACCUUGGCAUGCGAAGAAGAACUUCAGAAGGACCGAUAUAUCUUAGCUUUACUAUAUGCGAUUUUUAAUCAAUCGUCAUCUAUUAAGUUAUUUUGUCGACUGUCUUUCUUCCGCUUGCCUAUCCUCAUUUAGAAUUCCGUCAGCCGUGGCUGGCAAUAUAAAUGUUAAAAAUUGCUGAAUUUUACAAUCGACAACAAAUGCGGGCUUGCUGCUAUCCCUCUCUUUCUCUUUAAUGAAUCGAGAAAUGUUUCGCACAGUAUUCACUCCCCUUUUCGGUUCUUCGUUAAUUUUAGUGUGUUUAUUUAUUUUAGUUAGGUAAUAAAUCAAUGUAACAACCCUGUGUCACGGAAGCUGGCAGAAAUGGGAAUCGAGAUUGUGCAUCGUUCGGAGAUGCGAUUGAUUCAAUGCACGACAGAUUCGACUGGCGCGCAUAACGUUCCAAAGAUACGUACAAAGAUCUGAGCUUUACGUAAAGCUUUACUUCCGUCUUCUUCCGCAUUCAAUCCUCUUCGGAGACGAAGAAAGGCGUAACGAAGCAGUAUUAUAUAUUGUGAUCUCAUUUAAGAUAUAUCUUUUGCUUUUCGCAGAGAAUACCCGACACCUGAUCCUGUAGAGCGUGUAUUUUAAUUCUCGCGUCUCCACUGCGCUUUUAUCGAUAUUCCUAGAGGAUGAUGUAACGAAUACACGAGUCGGUUGCACUUACAAUUUCACUCUCGCCAACUAUAAAUGUACAAAUACCUUGUUGUAUUGAUAGUUAUCGCUUCUCGCGUACACCGACGUCGAUCGUCGGAUGAGAGACACUCAUAUGUGUGUACCUGCAGUCUGCAAUUCUGAAGGAAAUCUAUUUUCUGUAUAGUAUGCACUAAAGAGACUAAUCCACAAAUGUAAGGAAAUUGAAAAAAACUUGUAAAAGGGUUCGGAGAUCAGAUAUACUGUUAAUAUUGUAUAAGAAAGACUAUUAUA